AAGCAACCGGCGCGUCCCCGCCCGGCGGUCAGCUGAUGGGCGGCCCGCGGGGGAGGCCGCGGCUCGAACAUGGCGGCCGAGAUCCACUCCAGGCCUCAGAGCAGCCGCCCGGUGCUGCUGAGCAAGAUAGAGGGCCACCAGGACGCCGUCACCGCCGCGCUGCUCAUCCCCAAGGAGGACGGCGUGAUCACCGCUAGCGAGGACAGAACCAUCCGAGUAUGGCUGAAAAGAGACAGCGGCCAGUACUGGCCCAGCAUCUACCACACAAUGGCCUCCCCUUGCUCUGCCAUGGCUUACCAUCACGACAGCAGACGGAUAUUUGUGGGCCAGGAUAAUGGGGCUGUAAUGGAAUUCCACGUUUCUGAAGAUUUUAAUAAAAUGAAUUUUAUCAAGACCUAUCCAGCCCAUCAGAACCGCGUGUCUGCUAUCAUCUUCAGCCUGGCUGCCGAGUGGGUGAUCAGCACUGGCCACGACAAGUGUGUGAGCUGGAUGUGCACGCGCAGUGGGAACAUGCUCGGCCGCCACUUCUUCUCGUCGUGGGCUUCCUGCUUGCAGUAUGAUCUGGACACUCAGCAUGCCUUUGUCGGAGAUUACUCGGGACAGAUCACCCUGCUGAAGCUGGAGCAGAACACCUGUUCAGUUAUCACGACCCUCAAGGGACAUGAAGGUAGCAUCGCCUGCCUUUGGUGGGACCCCAUCCAACGGCUACUCUUCUCAGGAGCAUCCGACAACAGUGUCAUCAUGUGGGACAUCGGGGGACGGAAAGGCCGGACACUCCUCCUUCAAGGCCACCAUGACAGAGUACAGUCACUGUGCUACCUGCAGCUCACGAGGCAGCUCGUCUCCUGCUCGGCGGAUGGUGGCAUUGCAGUGUGGAAUAUGGAUGUUAGCAGAGAAGAGGCUCCUCAGUGGUUAGAAAGCGACUCCUGUCAGAAGUGUGAGCAGCCCUUCUUCUGGAAUAUAAAGCAGAUGUGGGACACAAAGACUCUGGGCUUGAGGCAGCAUCACUGCAGGAAGUGUGGGCAGGCCGUCUGCGGGAAGUGCAGCAGCAAGCGGUCCAGUUACCCCGUUAUGGGCUUUGAGUUCCAGGUUCGAGUUUGUGAUUCCUGUUACGACUCCAUCAAAGAUGAGGACCGGACUUCUCUAGCAACAUUUCAUGAAGGAAAACAUAACAUUUCCCAUAUGUCCAUGGACAUUGUGAGGGGACUGAUGGUGACCUGUGGGACAGAUCGUGUUGUGAAGAUAUGGGAUAUGACUCCUGUGGUGGGCUGCAGCCUGGCAACUGGAUUUUCUCCACACUGACCCCGGAGCUGGGUGAUGUCUGCUACAUGUGACGCACAGCAUCCUCCAUGAACGGAGACCCUUCAUGUAACUCAAUGGCCACUGUCGUGUAAAUGGACAUUAGAUGCCUAAAAAAACAAAUCAAUAUUUUUUAAAA
Molecule: messenger RNA, 1438 nt
Organism: Mus pahari (shrew mouse)
Lineage: Eukaryota; Metazoa; Chordata; Mammalia; Rodentia; Muridae
Gene: Wdfy1
Product: WD repeat and FYVE domain containing 1
Exons: 12
Coding region: 70-1302 (410 amino acids)
Molecular function (GO): metal ion binding; protein binding
Source: RefSeq, a predicted model, not a curated record